AUGAAAGUGGCACGGUUUUUAGCGAAUACUGUAGUAUCACAUCACAAUUCAGUUGUCACUGCAUCCUGCGGACUUCGUGGCGAAUUGUCAGCAUACAUUAACAGCAUGUCUCCGUUUCAGGUCACUGACCAUCCCGAACCGGCCGUAACGCAGAUAGUAACUGGAGACGACCAUAAGGACAUGCUGGCAGCCACUUUAAGUCAGGCGCUGAACCAUCUCAUGACUUCACGAAGGGCCUACCUCUCCGAUGAUGAAUCCAGCGAGGACUCGGACUUUUGA
Dibothriocephalus latus is the source of this 279-nucleotide messenger RNA. Lineage: Eukaryota; Metazoa; Platyhelminthes; Cestoda; Diphyllobothriidea; Diphyllobothriidae. The record is from the annotation of a GenBank genome assembly.